AUGGCACAGUCGCCCGCACAGUCUAACACGCCCUCAGGCUCGGAUCCUGCUUUCUUUCCAAGACGAGAAUUCAUACGCGACGAUCGCAUCCCUUCCACAUUCUCUAUCCUCGCCAUCUCGGGCUCUGCUUGCAUCAGGGUUUACAACUUUCUUCCACCACUCAUAUCCGCGCUUCGCACAUUUCUCGACCGCGACCACCUCGUUACCGCUUUUCGUGAGGAUGCCAUACAGAACUUCUGCGAAUUCUGCCUUGAAGGCAAGCCGUGGGCGAGUCCAAAGAGCACUUUCACAGAAAAGCUACUGGUAGACAUAUUGGCUCUGCUCUAUCAGAAUGGGUUCGUGUUCCUCUCCACUAUCGACUAUGGUCGCGAACAGGAUGAUCGCAUCGCUAUGGCAUUUUCGAAGCCCCAUACCUCUCCACCCACUCAUUCCUCAUCGUCAUCGCCUCGACCCUCGUCUACCUUUAGCCGUGGAUCUUCGGCAACCCUCAAUCGCCCUCUCAAGGUCCCGUUCGCGAUAUCAUUUCCUAACGCUACAACUUUGCGUGUCAUAUCACCUCCUCUUCAUUCUACCCCAGCCAUCCUGCAGACUGUCCGUGCCGCGUGGCCGCGGGGUGUUGUCUCAGAAAAGAAAAUUCGCGACACGGUCUUUGAGUUCAAACUGAAAGGGUACAAAUGGUUUCAGGAGGAUACAUUUGCGACGGAUUCCCUUCGCCAGGUCCUCGCUCUCCUCGGAUCUCUAGACUCCUAUGGCUUUACACUUCUUUGUUCCAUAUCUAUAGCGAAUCGAUCCCGUGUCAAAGACUUGUGGAUAUUCACUGGUAUCUCACACGGGCCCUCCCCUGAUACAUCCUCUUCCAAAACAGAUCUUCUCAAAGAGAAUGGACAUGUACAUCAGCCUUCACCGCUGUCGAUGCACCACGCUGUCUUGCGGAAAGGCGCUCCGCGCGCGCAAGUACCCGUUUCAGUUGGCGUCUCGAUUGACUCGCAGGAGAAUAUCCCUGCCAUGCCUGGUCCUAGCUUCCCGCGCACCGAGAAUGAUCUUGUGCGCCUCCCCCUCCCCAGUACCGUCAGCAGCGAUAUCGAUAUGACCGGUAUCGGAGCAGGAGGAUUCCGGCUAUCAGGACGACGAGACGAACGAUACCCUCUUGGCUCCGGUCCGACCGUAUUGUACACUGCUGGUCCACCAAACCCCUACUUUCCUUCGGUCACGGACUAUGCUGCUGAGCCUACAUCAUCACCUGGUGCGAGCGCACUCGCGCCCUCGUCUCCGCAUGUUGCUGCGGAACCUGAGAAUCUUCAUCCAACGGCGCAGUCAGCUCCCAUUCCUCCAAGAACUCUACCGCGUCCCCCUAUACUCGCGACUCGUCCUAACUUGUCUCUGCAAUCGUCCGGUUCGACGACAACACCGCCUUUACUGGGACCAGGUGCGUUCCGUGAUUCUGCGUUCAGCUCGAGCACGGGCCAAACAUACGAUAUACCGAUCACAUGGACAGGUGAAGAACAGGAGAAGGCUACAUUCAAGGAGCAGGUGACGCCUGAGUUACAGCUCCCUGGAGGAUGGGCGAGUCCCGUGGAGGAGAAACAGGGAGAGCAGGCUGAGUUGAAGGUCCAUCCGUCUAUGGGUGCGCAUGGACGUGGCAAUGGAAAUCUACCGGAGCUGAGGCUGGGAAAAGACAAGAUACCCUUCACCCAGGUGGUCAAGGUCGCAGAGCCUGAACUCGUGCAGCCGGAGGUCGAUCGGAAGAGCGAAAUGGCUUUGCUGGGAGAGUUGCCGCGGCCGCAGAGGAGACAGAGAAGUGCCUCUGAGCAGGGAGAGAGGCUAAAAGAAAGGCCUAAAGGUGAUGGUUGGGUCCUCGUCAACAUUGGUCCCACCGGUAACAGUCCGGCGAGUCCUAUGCCUCCUUCGCGCACCACCACCUCGCCAUCUUUGCCGGCGCGGGUUCGAAGCGCCUCUGACCCGUCGCUUCUACAUUUAACAUCGCCCACCAGAUUGACAUCGCCUAUCAGCGGAAAUGCUAAAGCGAACACAGGCGCAAGUCGUACGGGCACGCAUCCUUCUACCAUGUCUCCCGCCGCGAAAUCUAUCGUCAUCAUUGACGCAAUGGAGGCGAGGAAACCGAAUGGCCAUGCUCCUGGAGGAAUGGCGAGUGCUCAGCCUUCUGCAGAGUCUCCUUCGAGCCUCCGUCGAGUUUUCUCACUCAAUCGACAGAAGCCAUCUGGCAAGACGCAUCGGCGCACAACGUCGUCUACUUUGUCGCCAUCCGCUGCCAACAGCAAACCCCGGUCAGGACAGGAGGAAGGUGAGAACAAGAAGCGUGUUGGGCUGAUAGAGCGCUGGAGGAGAUUGGGCACGACGGAGGCUUCAAGGGCCGCGCGCCGUGUCUCUGUUGAUGGUGCGUAAGACUGAAGACGGUUGUGAGCUAAUUUGGCAGUAUUGGCUCCAAUGUGUACGUGUACGAAGCCGGGUCUGUGACGCCGGCCGACCUUUUUUUUUCUUCUCUUACUUUCUUCACUUUCAAUUCUCUCUCACCCCCACUUUUGUUUGCCUUACCUUGUCUUAUCAUUUUCUUCCAUGUCUCCUGGAUCUAUACCUGUCGAUUUCCCGACGCCCUGUAUCAUAUCCACGCCCCACGAUCAGAUGCUACCUUUCCACAUGCACCAUCUUAGGUCUUGCCACGAUUCUCAGCACGUUUGCCUUAAUGCUAGUGACAGUGCUAUUAGUUACGUACUUACGUGCUAGUUUGAUAGAGGUUCACGAUUAUGCUCCACGAUGGAUGGUUUGAUGACCGCUCGUCCUAUUCAGCUACUUGAUCAGACAGAUUAAUGCUCGUUAUACACAGUAAAUGGCACGACCACCACCCUGCAUUCUUC
Messenger RNA from Heterobasidion irregulare TC 32-1, 2873 nucleotides. RefSeq lists its product as uncharacterized. The record is from RefSeq and is a predicted model, not a curated record. NCBI's taxonomy places the organism in Eukaryota, Fungi, Basidiomycota, Agaricomycetes, Russulales, Bondarzewiaceae. The coding region runs from base 1 to 2403 and encodes 800 amino acids. The transcript is spliced from 3 exons.